AUGUCGUAUAACCAACAUGGAGGCAUGUUCUGGGCCUCACGAGUUGAAUGCACAGCUAACAAAGUUGUAGGCAGUCCGUAUGGUGCGCCGCCAGGAUAUGGUGGCUACGGAAAUCCUCCUCCUGGCAUGAGUGCGCCGCCAGGGCUAGGUGCUCCUCCUCCAGGCGUCCCAGCCCGUCCAGGCAUGCCACCGGGCAUGCAGCAAGCGAAUGCGCCGUCCGCGGGUCGUGGUCCGCCAGCAUCCUUUCAGCCUCCAAAUAUUCCCAACAUCAACUUUAGCGCACCCGUGAUUCGACUCGGCACGACAGGACCGGCCGGCGGAAACGACCGAAGCGACGGUCCCAGAGGCGGCGGCCGUCCGGGGCUGGGCAUGGACAGAGGCCAAGACUCAGGACGAUUGUUGAACCGUGACGUUUCUCAAGUCCUGAUCCCACCAACAGCCGAGGAAAAAUUGCGGACGAUGUUCAUACACGAGAUUCCCGAGGGAGUGGGCAGCGAUGGCAUUCAAAAGAUUCUCAGCGCUGUGGGACGGUUAAGGCGAUGGGAAGCGCUGGAUAGCGUAAUGAAUGAUCACAAAGGGGCCAAAUUUGGCUUUGCGCUUUUCGAGGACGUCGAGUCGCUGCACAACGCCGCGCGCUUGUUGGUUGAGGAGGAGGUUCAAGUGCCCAAGACGAAGCAGCCCAUUGCGACAGAACAGCCAAAGGACGACACAUUUGAAGAUUUUGAAAAGGUAAAGCUACAAACUACGUUGGACGCCAGCACGGUCAACUACCUAGAGGCGUUCCGUAAGGAGGAGGAGGAAGCCGAUGCGGGAGAGGCGCACGCCCGCGCACAGCUCAAAUACGCUCUACGAGAUUUAUUCUAUCCAUUAUCGGCGUCGACAUCCCGCCAUGUGGAUACUGUCAUGGAUAAUGCUGGAAACGGAGAGGCAGUCGAGGUUGUCAAUAUUGGGCUGGCACAAGAAGACGAGUUGGCCGAUAUCCCAGCCGAGAUUCGCGAAGUUGUGCUUAAAGAGAUUGCCGCUUUCCGCGAACGUAGCAACCAGCACGACUUGGAACGUUUACGUGGCGAGGAAGAGUUUGAAGAGCAAGAACGGCGACGCAACGGAGCAUCGCGGCCCGCGCCGCAAGAAGGCUCCAACGGCAUACCCCUUGGCCCUCGCGGCGCACCCUCCGGGCCCCGCGCCCAAAAUGGCACCAGUGGUGGCGACUUUGUCAACGGCGGCGUCGAAAACGGCGGCAUCACCUACCGCGAUGACGACACGGACGCCAGCGACGAAGAGCUGCAUCGACGCCACCUCGACGAGGAAAAGGCGAGCGCGGAUCGGCUGUACAGCGAGGCGGAGCGCAAGUGGGCGAGCCGCGAGCGCGCGCGGCAGGCAGCGCUGGAUCGCGAGCGCAACCGCGAAAAGGACGGCGCCGAGGCGCAGCGGCGGCGCGCGCAGGCCCGCCUCGCGCAGGAUAAGGAGUGGGACGACGAGCGCGAGGCGAGUCGCAAGACGCACCCGUACUACCGGGACCACGCCGCGUGGGCCCGCAAGCGCGCGGGCGACCGCGCCGACGAGGAGGCCAAGGACGAGGCGGACCGGCGCCAGGAAAAGGAGGACGAGCGCCGCGCGGCGGCCCAGCGGGAGCGCGCGCUCGGCAUGGCGGACUCUUUCCUCGACAAGCAGGCCGAAGAAUCGUCGCGGCCUCGCGAGACGGAAACCGAUUCAACUGCUGCCGCCGCUGCUGCUGCGCCCGCUGCGGCGCCGCAGCCAUUCAAGCUGUCCCUGGGUGCUGCCGCGCAAAAGGCGCAAGCGUCGCGGGGUGCGGCCGCGGCGCGCCGCCGCACCGUUGCCGAGGUCGAGGGCCUGCUCGACGACGAAGAGGAGCAGGACGCGACGCGCCGACUGCGACCGCUGAUCCCGCUCGAGCACGACGACGGGGGCUCGGGUGCCGUUGGCGGUGCCGGCGGCGCCGCGGGCAUGACGGACGAGGAGGUGUCGCGGGCGGUGCGGGCGCUGGCGCAGGAGAUUCCGUCGGACCGCGAGGGCCUCUGGCGGUGGGAGGUGCAGUGGGAUCACAUGGACGAAGGUGUCGUGGCGGACAGGCUCCGGCCGUUUGUGGAGAAGAAGAUUGUGGAAUACCUCGGCGUGCAGGAGGAGAUGCUGGUGGAGGCGGUCGAAGAGCAUCUGCGCAAGCAUGGGACGGCGGCGGCGUUGGUGGAGGAGUUGGAAGGGGCACUAGACGACGAGGCCGAGGACCUGGUCAAAAAGUUGUGGCGCAUGGUCAUCUUCUUUACCGAAUCGGAAAAGAGGGGCCUCCCGGCGUAA
This is a messenger RNA of Beauveria bassiana ARSEF 2860, 2313 nucleotides long. RefSeq names its product RNA-binding protein RBM25. The transcript is spliced from 3 exons. Gene Ontology annotation, biological process: mRNA processing. The coding region runs from base 1 to 2313 and encodes 770 amino acids. Gene Ontology annotation, molecular function: mRNA binding. NCBI's taxonomy places the organism in Eukaryota, Fungi, Ascomycota, Sordariomycetes, Hypocreales, Cordycipitaceae. Gene Ontology annotation, cellular component: spliceosomal complex. The record is from RefSeq and is a predicted model, not a curated record.